AUGACGAGGAGCGUUGUUCUCAUAUCACUGCUGCUGCUGAACCUCCAUCAUGUCCUCUCCGCAUCCAAAGGUGUUUCUGCUAGUCUAAAGGCGAAGUGGACCAUGACACCUUUUCUCCUAGAAACAAGUGAGUUUAUUGGAGAAGAUGGGAAUGAGAAAUUCUGGCAGUUUGUUGAUACAGUGAAAGAGCUCACUGUAUACAAGAAUGGAGAGUCUGUACGCUCCUACUACAAUCUGAUCAUCAAGAAGGCUGGGCAGUUCCUCACAGACCUUCAAGUCAGUCUCCUAAAAUUUGCUUUGUCCUUACGGUCCUACUCACCAGCUGUAAUGGCAUUCCAGCAGAUAGCCAGUGACGAACCACCGCCUGAAGCCUGCCCUGCCUUUGUCUCUGUCCACGGUCAACAGAGCUGCAGGACCAAGGACAUUAAGAAGCUCCUAAAGGCAGCUGCGGGCAGGCCGAAACCGUAUUUGUACAAGAAUGACCACAGAUACCCUGGGCUCAAUAAUACGGACACGCCGGUCGUGAUUCUCUAUGCGGAGAUCGGAACAAGAAAGUUCAGCUCCUUUCAUAAGGUGCUGUCUGAGAAGGCUGAGAAAGGAGCACUCGCGUAUGUGCUGCGUCAUUUUGUAGCGGAUCAAAAGCCUCAAAAGAUGCUUUUGUCUGGAUAUGGUGUUGAGCUGGCAAUAAAAAGCACUGAAUACAAAGCUGUGGAUGACACCCAAUUAAAAGAUUCAAAGACGGUUGCGAACACCGAGGACGAUGACAGUGACGAAGUUCAAGGGUUCCUAUUUGGAACAUUAAAGAAAUCUCACCCUGAACUGCAGGAGCAGCUUGGGGAACUUCGCAAGCAUCUCCUAGAGGGCACCAACGAUAUGGCCCCACUCAAAGUGUGGGAGCUGCAAGAUCUCAGUUUCCAGGCAGCUGCUAGAAUCAUGUCCGUGCCAAAGUUUGAUGCUCUGAAGCUCAUGCGAGACCUUAGUCAGAACUUUCCAACCAAAGCCAGGUCACUGACGAGAGUGGCUGUAAAACAGGAAAUGAGAAAAGAAAUUGAGGAGAACCAAAAGCGACUGAGCGAGAUGAUUGGGCUGCACCCAGGCGAGUCAGGGCUGUUUAUCAACGGGCUGUCCAUCGAUCUGGACACUCACAACCCUUUCAGCAUUUUGGACAUCAUCAGAGGAGAGGCCCGAAUCUUGGAGGGUCUUCAUAACCUCGGAAUAAAAGGAGAACAUCAGGGCAAGCUGCUUAGGCUACCCGUGAACCUUGUGGAAGACAACUAUGCAUUGGACAUCAGACAUCCAGCUAUAAUGUGGGUAAAUGACAUUGAGAAUGACCCCAUGUACCACAGCUGGCCCUCCGGUGUACAAGAACUCCUCAGGGCCACCUUUCCAGGAGUCAUCCGGCAGAUUCGACGUAACUUCUUCAACUUGGUGCUGUUCCUAGAUCCAGUCCAGGAAGACAGCAUGGAGCUGGUGAAACUCGCAGAGCUAUUCUACAAGCACAAGAUUCCUCUCAGAAUUGGAUUUGUGUUCGUCGUCAGUACAGAAGAUGAAAUUGAUGGCUUCUCGGAUGCGGGGGUCGCCUUUUACCGAUUGCUGAAUUACAUUGCAGACGAGUACGAUUUAUCUCAGGCACUGAUUUCCAUGGUCUCAAUGUACAGCAAAGUCGACAUAGGAGAAACCCUGUCUGUCAAUACCGUCUCUUCCUACCUCAAGAGGAAAUUUCCGAAAGCCAACAUUGAAAGGAUCCUUGGAACAGAUUCCGAGUAUGAUGACAGGCGAAAGGCUGGCGCCCAGUUCUAUAAGAAGAGCGGUCUUGGUCCCCUUCCUUUGGCUCUCUUCAAUGGAGUCCCUCUCAACCCGGAUGAGAUGGAUCCUGAUGAGUUGGAAACCAUCAUCCUGCAGCGCAUCAUGGAUACCACCAACGUCUUCCAGAGAGCUGUCUUUAUGGAUCAGUUGAAUGAGGGGACAGAUGUGGUGGACUACUUGAUGAACCAGGCCAGCGUGGUGCCCAGGAUCAACCCUCUCAUUCUCAGCACAGACCGAAAAUACCUUGACUUCACUGCCUCUCCAGUUGUAGAUGAUUGGGAAGACAAAACCAUGUUUUCUUACCUGGAAUCUAAGGACAAGACUGCUGUGGUAGCUAAGAAAAUGAAGUACUUCACAAAACAUGAUGAGGACGGAAUGAGUGGUGUGACAAUGUGGAUAGUCGGAGACUUUGAGAAUGCCUCAGGGAGAAAACUGUUGCUCAGUGCUCUGAAACACAUGAGGGCCAGCGCUGGAGUUCGUGUUGGGGUGAUUGAUAACCCCGCCAGUAAGCCCAGCGAAGAUAACACCGUGCUGUACAGGGCCGUCUGGGCCUCGCUGCUCACCCAGAAGAACAAGGCCGCCGCAGACUUUGUGCAGCACCUCCUAAAAGAGGAGAGCAUUCGCCUCCUCCGUCGAGGAGCAAAGAUGAAGGACUUACUGCUUCAGGGCAUGGAUGAAGAUGCCUUUGAAAAGAAGUACAACACGCUGGAGGUGGAUUUCGUCCGCAGCCAGCAGCUGUUCUGCCGAGACGUGUUGAAGCUGAGUCCCGGGCAGAGGGCAGUGGUCAGCAAUGGCAGGAUCCUCGGGCCGUUUGAGGAGCAGGAGGAAUUCACUGUGGAGGAUUUCCAUUUGUUAGAGAAGAUUACAGUCAGCACCUCCGCGGAGAAAGUCAAAGCCAGAGUCAAACAGAUGGGGAUGAAGGCAAAGCAAGCCAGCGACUUGGUCAUGAAGGUCGAUGCCCUCCUCACUGCAGCCCUCAAAGGAGAGACCAGGAGGGACAUCCACUUUGUCAACGACAGCCACAGCGUGCUGUAUCUCUCCCCGCGAGAAAACGAGGUCUCCUACAAUACGGUGGCCAUAGUUGACCCUCUCACCAGGGAGGCGCAGAAGAUGUCAUCUCUGCUCAUUGUGCUCAGUCAAGUGGUCAAUCUGAAACUGCAGGUGUUUAUGAAUUGCAGGGCCAAGCUGUCUGAGAUGCCCCUCAAGAGCUUCUACCGUUUCGUGUUGGAGCCUGAUGUGAUGUUUUUGGCCAACGACACAGUAUCCCCGGGACCCGUCGCCCGUUUCACAGACCUCCCCGAGUCCCCUCUCCUCACCCUGAGCAUGAUCACCCCGGAGAGCUGGAUGGUGGAGGCAGUUCGCAGCCCCCACGAUUUGGACAACAUCCACCUGCAGGAGGUGAGCGGGGUGGUGACUGCAGAGUAUGAGCUGGAACACCUUUUGCUGGAAGGCCACUGUUUUGACCUUUCCACCGGCCAGCCCCCCCGAGGCCUGCAGUUCACCCUGGGCAUGAGUCAGGACCCCCUAAUGCACGACACUAUUGUCAUGGCUAACCUGGGCUACUUCCAGUUGAAAGCGAAUCCUGGUGCAUGGAACCUAAAGUUACGUAAAGGGAGGUCGGAAGAGAUCUAUCAAGUUCUAGCGCAUGAUGGGACAGACUCACCCGCUGACUCCGCUGAUGUGAUCGUUGUGCUCAACAGUUUCCACAGCAAGAUCAUCAAAGUCCGAGUGCAGAAAAAGGCAGAAAAAAUCAAUGAAGAUCUUUUGAGUGAAGCUACAGAAAGCAAAGGCCUGUGGGACUCCAUAGCAAGCAUCACAGGCGGCUCCAGGUCGGACAGCGGAGAGAAGAAGAAAGAUGACGUUCUGAACAUCUUCUCUGUGGCCUCGGGCCAUCUGUACGAGCGCUUUCUGAGAAUAAUGAUGCUGUCCGUCCUUCGGCAUACCCAAACCCCAGUAAAGUUCUGGUUCCUCAAAAACUACCUCUCCCCCUCCUUCAAGGAGACCAUCCCUCACAUGGCAAAGUCCUACGGUUUCCAGUAUGAACUAGUCCACUACAAGUGGCCCCGCUGGCUCCACCAGCAGACUGAGAAGCAGCGCAUCAUCUGGGGCUACAAGAUCCUCUUCCUGGACGUCCUCUUCCCACUGGCUGUGGACAAAAUCAUCUUUGUGGACGCCGACCAGAUUGUACGGGCGGACCUGAAGGAGCUGAGGGAUCUGGACCUGGAGGGCGCCCCUUAUGGCUACACCCCGUUUUGCGAUAGCCGCAGAGAGAUGGAGGGCUAUCGCUUCUGGAAGACGGGUUACUGGGCCUCGCACCUAGGCCACAGGAAAUACCACAUUAGCGCCCUGUACGUAGUAGACUUAAAGAAGUUUCGUAAGAUUGCAGCUGGGGACAGAUUACGCGGCCAGUACCAAGCCUUGAGCCAAGACCCCAACAGCCUGUCCAACCUGGACCAGGACCUUCCUAACAACAUGAUCCACCAAGUGGCCAUCAAGUCCCUGCCCCAAGACUGGCUGUGGUGCGAGACCUGGUGCGACGAUGGCUCCAAAGUCACGGCCAAGACCAUAGACCUGUGCAAUAACCCAAAGACCAAGGAGCCCAAGCUGACAGCGGCGGCGAGGAUUGUGCCCGAGUGGGUCGAGUAUGACAACAAGAUCAAACAGUUCCUGAGUCGCGUUCAUGAGCAGGGAGACGCAACGUCAGCACAGAAACCGAGUCCUGCUCCUUCACAACGUAAAACAGGCAACCAGCGUGAUGAACUUUAGAUUCCAUCCACGGCACGACGGCGAGCAACUAGGCAACACUUUGCAUCCAGUCCUCCUGCGAAGCUGGAAAACUCAUCUCUGAGGGAGGAUGCACAUGUAACUAAAAUGGAAGGAACCUCUGUCUGUAUGUCUAUCUGUCUGUUUGUCUGUCUGGCGACCGAACGUGCAGCGCCGCUCUGCCGUUGCAACCCACACUGUGGUCGGGGUGGGAGUACACCCAAACGGGCACCGCACUAGUUUCCAACAAAACAGUGACGUGUUAUGCCCCUGACUCGGGAAGCCAUGGAAGGAUGGAGAGAAAUUUCUGUUUUUAAAAUGUGACUAUUUUUAUAUGUCAAAUCAAUAUGUGUCCUACAGAAUCAAUGCUAGAUGAGGAAACUGUUAACCUCUAACUCCCGGCACACUAUCAAGACGUCAGCAGUCAGAAGGUGCUUAGUAAGAGAAUACUGGAAUCAAGUAAACGCAGGGGCGACUCCAGAGAAGAUUCUAGUUGUUACACAAAUAUUAGAUGUGACACAGGAUGUCGUUUGCACUGAUGCAGCAUGCAGAGUCAAGUGAGGCACAUUAAAAAGUCAUUUCAAACCAUUUUAAAUUUUUGAAUAAAUCUGGAGGCUUGUGUGAUUUCUAUUUCUAAAACAUAUUUAAAAGAAAAACCAUGCAUUAUGGGUUCUAAAUUGUUAACGACAUUGCGUGUACAACACUGCUAUGACUGUUAUGGCCAAACCAAAGUUGUAGUGAUUUGUUAUUUGUUAUUCAGAUAAUGUUGGAGAAGCAGCUCGUCCAAGAGACCCUUCCCACAACUUGGACACAUGGUGUAGCCCCCGUAUCUCUCCAUGCCAAGUCACGCUGCACCAGGUAUAAUUGUUGAUAGACGGAUCGGGCUAGUCUUUAUCGGCAGGUCACGGAUCAGAGAAUCCUCGUUUGCACACUAAAGGUCACGGAUAUAGACGGAAUUAAUAAGUUAUUGUGCUACGUUUACAUCUGUAUAUACAGUUUGUGCACCUGUGUGUGUGUGUUUGUCGAGUUCUAAACAGAAUUUUCAAUACCUACAGAACAAAAACAAUAUCUCUCAGGAAAGAAACUAGGUGUUGCUGCUCCACUGAAACGGUCCUUUUGACUGUCUUAAUAUAGGAUGGUUGGGAACUCUGCUCUCAUCACCCGUCUCUCACUCACAUGUGUCGAAUGGAAGUGUUUGCAUAAGUGUCAAGUCAUUUCAGGUUGAGAGAAAUUAAAAUAUAUCUUUGCUAUAAAUCUCCGUCAUUAGUUUCUCUUUAAGCAUGGUGUGUGGUUAAGUUUAGGGGUGAUUUAUGUUGAGUUGCUGUGAUUUCAGCUUGGUAAAAAUACCGAGAACCUUUUGGCUAAACCGCCACUCACGCGCUUCACAUUUAAACAAGCUAAACCCGCAAAUGGAUUUUUCCCUCCCCAA
Messenger RNA from Lampris incognitus (smalleye Pacific opah), 5998 nucleotides. It is a transcript of the gene uggt2, whose product is annotated as UDP-glucose glycoprotein glucosyltransferase 2. Gene Ontology annotation, cellular component: endoplasmic reticulum. Gene Ontology annotation, molecular function: UDP-glucose:glycoprotein glucosyltransferase activity. The transcript has 39 exons. Bases 1 to 4572 code for a protein of 1523 amino acids. The record is from RefSeq and is a predicted model, not a curated record. NCBI's taxonomy places the organism in Eukaryota, Metazoa, Chordata, Actinopteri, Lampriformes, Lampridae.